Dicentrarchus labrax (European seabass) is the source of this 2048-nucleotide messenger RNA. It is a transcript of the gene slc10a4, whose product is annotated as solute carrier family 10 member 4. Gene Ontology annotation, biological process: bile acid and bile salt transport. Lineage: Eukaryota; Metazoa; Chordata; Actinopteri; Moronidae. Bases 242 to 1495 code for a protein of 417 amino acids. The transcript has 3 exons. The record is from RefSeq and is a predicted model, not a curated record. Gene Ontology annotation, cellular component: membrane. Gene Ontology annotation, molecular function: bile acid:sodium symporter activity.
AGAUUGAUAUUUUGGGGACCUUUUUCCUUAUACGGAGCGCAGCGCGGUAUAAAAGGGCAGCCUGGGCGUUAUUGAUUGGCCCAUCCACUCUCGCUGAAGCUUAAGACCGUGUGCAGACUCCGACCACUGGAGCCUCCUCGCUUUCUUAUUAGUGACAGUGCGCCACUAGGGGAAUCAUUUUACGCACGAACACCGACAGGCACAAACCGACUGUGGCGAGCCUCUGUCCUCCUGUUGCGCCAUGGAGAACUCCAGCCUGUUGGGUGGCGACGCACAACAUUCUUUCUUGAUAGACUUUCUUGCGUCGGACACUUUGAACCAAGUUUCUCCGGAGGAAACUGCCAUGGCCGGAUUAGUGGCCAGUAGUGCCAUCUUCCUUGAGGGCAGCAAAUUCAGGACUGGGGCUGAGUUUAUGGCCGCCCUACCGACGGAAUCCCCUCACCUGAUGCCCGCCUUUUGGGAUUCCCCGCUCAGUCACGGAAUCAAUGUAUUUGUGGGACUUGUUCUUUGCUUCACUAUGCUGGGGCUCGGCUGCACGGUGGACGUGAGCCAGCUUGGAGAACAUAUCCGCAGACCCAUCGGGGUGCUGCUGGCACUGCUGUGUCAGUUCGUUAUCAUGCCCUUGGUGGCCUUUUUGUUGGCUUUAGCCUUCUCUCUGGAUGAUGUGGCAGCCAUGGCUGUUCUCCUCUGUGGCUGCUGCCCGGGAGGAAACUUAUCAAAUAUCAUGUCUCUACUGGUGCACGGGGAAAUGAACCUAAGCAUCAUCAUGACCAUAUCUUCCACUAUGCUGGCGCUGGUGCUGAUGCCGCUGUGUCUGUGGAUCUACAGCCGGGCCUGGAUCAACACACCUGUGGUCAACCUCAUGCCCUUCGGGGCCAUCAUCCUGACCCUGUGCAGCACUCUCAUCCCCAUUGGGUUAGGAGUAAUGCUGAGGUACCGCUACACGCGUGUGGCCGACAUUGUUUUAAAGGCAUCUCUGUGGUCUCUGCUGGUCACCCUUGUGAUUCUGUUCAUCCUCACCGGAGCGAUGCUGGGGCCGGAGCUCCUGUCCACCAUCCCGCCCUCUGUCUACGUGGUGGCUGUCCUGAUGCCUCUGUGCGGCUAUGCUGCAGGCUACGGGCUGGCCGUGCUCUUUGACCUGCCACCCAACUGCUGCAGGUCCGUCUCUCUGGAGACGGGAUGCCAGAACGUGCAGCUGUGCACUGCCAUCCUGAAGCUGGCCUUCCCCCCUCAGCUGAUGGGAGGGAUGUACAUGUUCCCUCUGUUGUACGCCCUGUUCCAAGCAGCCGAGGCUGGCAUUUUCAUCCUGGCCUACAAGAUGUACAGGAAGAAGGUCCUGCACAAACCAGACCCCAUGGGGGACGGCGAGGACACGGAUAUAACAUAUCAAAGGUUUCAGGAUGAGGACAUUGACUCAUCUUAUGGUGCUGUGACAGUGAGUGACCCAAACACCAUCAUGUUGGACCCCUGCCCUCCUGACCCAACUCCUGUUUAAUGUAAGAAUCAGUUCCCCACAGCAGGUGCAGGGGAGCAGAGUAAGACCUGCUGGUGGAUUCAUCAUUCAGAAAGAAAACCUGGAGAACAGUGAGACUAUGCAGGGAAAUCCAGAAUGUUUAUCACUGACCUGACUGCAGAAAACGGUACUUUAUGUCAUAAGCUUCAUUCAUUCACUUUGAUAAUGUUCAUUUCAUGUCUAAUAUGGGAUGAAAAAACAUCAAAUGUUUUAAAACCCUUCUGUGUUACCCUGUGAAUUCAUUUCAUCAUCAGCCGAGCUUAACUUCAACCUGUGACAGUAACAUUAAUCAGCAGAUCACGCCAUCACAGCAUGACAGCAUUUAGUCUCCCAAAUGAAGUGCUUCAAAACUGUGUGUGCGCCUGCGUGAGAGAGCGAGACCUGUGACAAACAUAUCAGUCAUUCAUUGCAGUGCCAAGCCGGAGUCUGCUCCACAGACCCAAUGUGAACACGGUGUACAAUAUGUGUAUAUUAUAAACAAGUAUCAAGACAAUAAAAUGUGUACAGAAAUAAAACUAAAAACGUGUGUACCUUU